CCCGCCCUGCUCCGCUCGUCCGAGCGGCCGAAAAGAGAGGCAGGGAAGCGAGGCUUUCGCAAGUGUCCACAAAGGGCAACAACCUUUCCCGUUUCUCCAGAAUUUGGUUGGGCUGAUUCGCUCGGGGAACGGAUAAGGAGUGCAGGAUGGGGCCGGGCUACCGAGAAACCAAAGUCUUCCCCAGUCACCCCGAGCUCCGCGCAAGCGUUCCACGCCGAUAAAUGCCCCCCAACAGCGCCCCGUGGCCGGAGGCUGUGAUGGUGUUGGGCGAAUAGAGGCGAAAAAGAAGCGCCUCAACAUUUCGCCAUAUUUGGCGGUUUCUCACGGACGGCAACGCCUCCUUGGGAAAAGAAUGCGGGGGGCUGAUUCACCGGUGUGUGUGAUUCACUUUACGCUGGAACUUUAAGUUGGAAGUUGCCUGUGCGCGGCAGCGGGGACUUCUGCUUCCCCAUUCCCUCUCAAGCUUCUUUCAGGCGACAGGCCCCACUGAGAAUGUGCGUUCCUGACCUUCCUCUCCACUUCUCCAUUUUCCACGCCUCUGGACUGCCUUCGCUUCUUCAAGACAGGAGCAUUCCCUCCGCCCCCCCCCGUCAGUUUUCCUCUGGCGAGGCUCAUGCGCCUUUAGCAAAGAGGUAGAAAUCCGAGAGGGUCGCUGGUGAGCAUCUACCAGUUUCGGGUCCAGCAUCACACCUGCUAGAAAUCCAGUAUCCCAAACUGGUGGGAUCAAUGGUGUGACUCGGUGUAAGACAGUUUCUCAUGAGAGGCGAAACUUUCUCUUGGCGGAUUUCUUCACCUACCAGAUCUACAUAGCCGAAUAGGUUGGAGAUGAAAACACCCAGACUUCUAGGAUGUUCUCCAGGCUAUUGCCCUCAUGACCUUCUUUAUGGGCCUCACAGAGGGAUCUGGUUGGGAAACAAGAAGCUGGACCAGAAAAUAACUAAUGGACCAUCUGGUAUUUCAGAAGUUGUUCUGUGUGUAGCAUUGUAUUUUGGCCUGUCUGAAAAUCAAGGUGGCCAUGUAUUUCAACCUAGAAACUUUAAGGUUUCCAUGAAGCGCCCUCUUCAGCAGCUAUUACUGGAAUGGGAAGUUGAUUCUGAAGCAUAUAGCUCUGGAAUUGAAAUGGUUUUUAAUAUCCAAGUCAAUCGAACUGAAGAGAAUAAUAUUGGCUGGACUGAGAAUUAUACAACCGCUCUCAAUACAUCGAAUAGACUUCUGAAAUGGAGCUGGUUUUCCGAAGUCGCCUUGGAGUGUGUGACUCAUGCAGUAAGGAUCAGGAGCACGGUGAUGUCUUCUGAAAUUUGGAGUAACUGGAGCCCAUGGGAGAUAGUGGAUGGUUUGAAUGUAUUGGAUGACAGCAAGAAUUAUAUCUUGCCAGAAGAUAAGGUGAUUGAAGAAGGUUCCAACAUCAUUUUUUGCUGCAUUGCGAAGAAAAAUGAAAAAGUAACAAAGCAUUUCUUGUAUGGCAUUGAGAGAAAUCAGACUUCACUGCAACGAAGAGUAACUUUCACUGCAAAGAAUGUUCAACUUUCCAAUGAAGGAGGCCACAACAUAGAAUGUGAUUUUUCUGACGGAAGACGCAGUGGGACAGUUCUCUAUGUAACCAGACAGCCUGAUCAACCAAAUGAUCUAAUCUGUGAAACAGAAGACAUGAUUGACUUAAAGUGUUCUUGGGACCCUGGCCAAAUAAAUACUUAUUAUUUUUCGUUCUGUAAAGCAAGCUUCACUUUGUCAGAUGUUUCCGGUAAGACAAUAAAUUGUUAUCAACGGAUUUGUUCAUUCAAGAUUGACAAGCCAAUAUACACUUUAACACUGAAAUCCAAAAAUUGUCUUGGAGAGAGACAUGCUCAUUCUAGUUUUGAAGUAGUUCACAGAGUUCAUCCUGUGGCCCCCUCUGAUCUCUCAGCAAAGUCUCUCAAUGCUACUUCAAUCCAAAUAACAUGGCAUUUAAGUUAUAUAAAGGGAAAACUGUUGCUGUUAUGCCAAAUUCAUGGCUCUUAUUAUGGCGGGGAAAUACAGUACAACAUUACAGUGAAGAACAGUAAUGGCUUACAUCACAGUACCCUGGAUGAGUUGCAGCCUUAUACAAACUAUACUUUCAGAGUACGCUGUGGUGCUGCUGUUAUGCCCUUCUGGAAAUGGAGUGAAUGGAGCAAAGAUGCAACAAACCAAACACAUGAAACUGCUCCAUCAGGGCGGCUGGAUAUUUGGAGAGACAUUAACCCAUGUUUGGAGAAAUGUAACAUAACUGUAUUCUGGAAGGUACCACCAGGCCUUCAUGCUUAUGGAAAAAUCAGAAAGUUCGAGAUUUCCUGGGAAAAGUUAGAGGAACCUAUUGUGCCUCAUCAUGUUGACUUAAAUCCCACAUGGAAUAACUACACAGUUCCCAUUGAGAGCUCUUCUUACAAAAUCAGUGUCUCGGCAAGGAACUCUGUUAACUCAUCUGCUCCUGCUGUAAUUGUCAUCUUGGCAGCUGAAGAGAAUGGUUAUGUGAAUUGCAGCUAUGAAAACACAAUUAACAACACAGCAAAUGGCAUUUAUAUUUCGUGGAAGCCUCAAAACAGGUUUGAUGGCUAUGUUGUUGACUGGUGCAACUAUCCUAAGUCUCACCCUUGUGAUUUCCAGUGGAAGAAAUUUGGCGAAAAUGACUCCAGUGCUCUCAUUACACCUGAUGCUUUCAGUUCUGGGGUGAGAUACACAUUCCGUGUGUAUGGGAGUUUAGGUGAUGAAACUCAUUUACUGGAAAAGAAGGCUAAAUAUCUUGAAGAAUCUGAGCCAACUUGUGACCCUGUUCUGGAGAUAUCUGCAGUGACUUCCAAUUCAUUUACAAUAACUUGGAAAUUUGAUCAUCUUAAUGAGUCCCAUCCUGGUUUUAUCAGAGGCUAUAAUGUUUACUUGAAAAUGGAACAGGGAAACUGCUCAUUACCGGAAUUUGAACCACUUCCAGAUAAUCCAGCAGUAUGCGCCCACACCAUAACAGAUCUGAAGGAAAAGAAAUUUACUGUGAGACACCUGAAGCCCAACACCAUUUACCAGGCUACAGUUCAAGCUUACAGUGUCAACCAUAAAAAAAUCUCUAACUACUUUUCAACAGUAACUACACAAUCUGAUGGAAAUUGGUGGUUGCAUCUCCUUCUGCCCCUUGUGAUUGUACCGCUAAUGCUCAUAUUUUGUGUGUGCAUCUGGAAAAGUGAAUUUAUGACGAAUUGCUUGAGAAUCCCCCAUCCUCAUGUGAAUGUUUUAAAGGUUGCACAGUGGAAUGUUGGAACAAUCAAAAUAAGUGACAUCCCUCCCAGCACAUUACAAGUGAUAGAGAAGCAUCCCGUGCAGUCUGCGCUAGGAAUGUUUGUAGAAAAUGUGACCUACUUUGAUCCAAACAUCUACCAGAGCCUACAAUCACAACAGGCAGCAAGCAAGAAACCCAACUUACCUUUGACAUCCUACAAGCCACUCCAACAUCUUAGUUUUACAAGCACUGCCAUCAGACACCUGCCAGAAAUGAGUCAAGACCAUUUAAAUUACCUCUCUCAAACGGAAGUGCCUCUCUGUGUGGGUCAGGGAGGUGACUUCACUAGUUCUGUUGGGCCCAGGCAGCUGUUAGAUUACAAACCCCAGUUGGCCGAAGGAUCCGAAGCAAAUUCACCUGUAUCGGAUGAAAUAAUGCAUUUAACUGCUACACACUGGUGACCUCUGCACAGGAGCUGCUUCUAGAUAGACAGAAGUUCAUCCUAGCCACUGAAGUGGAAACAGAAAGUGACAUUUACUAACACUCCUUCUGAUAGUGUCAGUGGAGACAGUUUGUAAAUAUUUUCUCUUCUGCCUUAGAAUUGGAUUAUCUACUUAGGCAACAGUCUUACUGUGAGGUGGAGAAAGAUUUUGUGGAAGUUUCUUUGCCACACCCAGGACCCUGCUGGUUCCUUCUGGCUAGGGUGGGAAAAGGCAGCUUUCCUCCUCUCUCCUGUCCCUAACCCCUACUGAUAAUAAAAAGAGGGAAAUCAAGCAUGUAAGUUCCAUGGUGACUUCAGGUCUGAUCCAGUGGGGAAGUGUCGGAUCCUGUGGAUUUCAGGUCACCCAUUCCCACUACCAGGUUCCAUCCCUGAUGGAGCUCUGCUGGCAUUGCAUCUACGUGCUUUCUGCUGGCAUGGCUGAACUCCAGGAAUAUAAGUGCUGUCUCAUGGGUAGCACUCCUUUUCAGUUGACCUUUGGAUUGCUCUAUAUUUUAUUUAAGACUUUUAUGAGUUGCCUUUCCACUCAGAAUCUGAGCACUCAACAAGAUGUAUACAAUUUAAAAACAGAUUCUACAUAUUCAAACAAGCAAUUAAGUGUAACACUACAAUAAGCAAAAACAAAACAGCAGUGGCAAAAGAAAUGCCUGCCUCCACUACAAAAGAAAGAGAAACUAGAUGAGCCAAGUCAAUCAGCUGAAAGAUCAGGUGUGGAAUUUAAAUAACCAGGAUAUAGAGGAUUCUGGAUAUCUGAAGACAUGCUUUCUGUCUGUGUCUGAGUGCAAAACGGCAGGGUGUGGGAAAGUAUCUGACUAACCAAAACAUGUCUUUGUAGCUCCUUGUCCUUGAAGUGUCUUGCUUAUGACAGCGUAGUCAGCUUCAAAGUGUUACACCCCUAGUUAGCAAGUACUCCCUAACAACCACCUCAGCAACUUAUAGAUAAUUGGGGUGCUCUGAAUUAAAGGAAUUUCUUGUGUAUUACGCAUGCUUGAAAUGUGCGAGUGCUCUCUCCUGAAGUCUUUGUUCUUUGAAAAACUAUAAAGGCCUGCGCCAUCUUUUAGGGAGUUAGAGUCAGUGCAGUUUUCCGCUUGGCUCCCAGCGCUGCAUGCUUUGAAUAAACUUGAAAUCUGCUUCAGUUAUAAAAGCCUCUGAGUGAAUUCUUCCACACAGGCAAAAGGGAAGCUGCCGAAGAAUGCUGAUAAAACUGUCUGCCUGGCUGGGGCUGCUGGGAGGUACAGGCUGGUGGACAGCAAGAAGGUAGUGAAGGCUCCUUUGACGGCUGGCCUGGAAGCACGUUUUCUGCAGAAUCUCAAAGCGCUCCCUCCCUGGAAAUAUCAGAACAUGAUUUGGCAAUGCAGUUAGCAGGGGACAGAUGAAGACCACACUUGAGUUCCCCAAGAAAGAAAGAAAUGAUGAUUCGGGAUGUCUAAACUUCAGUGUGCAGUGUGAUGUCCCUAUAGUUUGAUAACUGUAAAUAUGGACUGUAUGGCCCUUUGUCAAAAGUUUGACAAUAUGACUUGGAUCCUAACCAUCCCUUCUGUGAACAGAACAGAGUUCACAUUCACAAAAAGAGGCAGCCAUUGGUAGAUGGAGGAGUUGACAGAAGUCACCCCGCUUAUGUGAGCCUAGGAGCAACUUGGGAUCCAAGCCUAUAUUGCUAGAUUAGGCCAAAGUUGUGACAGCGGGAAAUUCAAGAGGGUGAACAUGGGAGAAGAGAAAACUACACAGAUCUAAGACUUUCAGAGGUCAAAAACUGCUCAUCCUUCAACUUGCCCAGCAGAGGAAGAGCAAGGAGGCCAGACAAAAGAGAUGUUCAGGAAGAACUGCAAGAUGAAGCUUGACCAAAAGAUGCCUGCUAGAUCAGAGAUUCCCCAAGCAGUGUUUCACAAAAAUUAGGAAAAAUAUUACAGAAAGCGCAUCAUUAAUCCCUUGAUGUCCAUGGUUAGAGCAUGCUCCAUUGAUGACAAUGGGAUACAGCCAAAGACACUGUGACUCCAAGUUCCAGGGUUAACAAGGCAUCACUCUCUGUCCAAAACGGAAGCCAAAAGUCAACUAUGUAAAACAUGUCCCUGCACGCUGUCCUCUAUUAUUAUGACGCUGCAUUUAAAAAUAAGUGAAAUGAAAACCUGU
Molecule: messenger RNA, 5852 nt
Organism: Rhineura floridana
Lineage: Eukaryota; Metazoa; Chordata; Lepidosauria; Squamata; Rhineuridae
Gene: OSMR
Product: oncostatin M receptor
Exons: 24
Coding region: 826-3684 (952 amino acids)
Biological process (GO): cytokine-mediated signaling pathway
Cellular component (GO): membrane; external side of plasma membrane
Molecular function (GO): cytokine receptor activity; protein binding
Source: RefSeq, a predicted model, not a curated record